Molecule: messenger RNA, 4001 nt
Organism: Salvelinus sp. IW2-2015
Lineage: Eukaryota; Metazoa; Chordata; Actinopteri; Salmoniformes; Salmonidae
Source: RefSeq, a predicted model, not a curated record
AUGCUUAAUGUGUGUGUCUCCUAUAACCUGUGUCUUUCUUUUCCAGGCCUGGUCAAGCUGGGGAUCCACUGUGUCACAUGCCAGAAAGUUGCAAUUAAGAUUGUCAACCGAGAGAAACUCAGCGAGUCGGUACUAAUGAAGGUUGAGCGGGAAAUAGCGAUUCUGAAGCUCAUAGAACACCCUCACGUUUUAAAGCUGCACGACGUCUACGAAAAUAAGAAAUACUUGUAUCUGGUGUUGGAGCACGUCUCAGGGGGAGAGCUCUUUGACUACCUGGUAAAGAAGGGACGGUUAACACCCAAGGAGGCCAGGAAGUUCUUCAGACAGAUAAUCUCUGCGCUGGACUUCUGCCAUAUACACUCCAUAUGCCACAGAGAUUUGAAGCCAGAGAACCUGUUGUUAGAUGAGAAGAACAACAUCAGGGUAGCAGACUUUGGCAUGGCCUCUCUACAGGUCGGCGACAGUCUGCUGGAGACCAGCUGUGGAUCUCCGCACUAUGCAUGCCCAGAGGUUAUAAGGGGGGAGAAGUAUGACGGCAGAAAAGCAGACAUGUGGAGCUGUGGGGUCAUCCUCUUUGCCCUAUUGGUGGGUGCCCUUCCAUUUGAUGAUGACAAUCUGAGGAACCUGCUGGAGAAGGUGAAGCUGGGAGUGUUCCACAUGCCCCACUUCAUACCCCCAGACUGUCAGAACCUCCUCCGGGGCAUGAUCGAGGUAGACGCCACCAAACGGCUAACGAUUCACCUGAAGAAAACAUUUUCGGUCAGAACCCUCUGCGGUUUCUUCCAGGCCCACCAGACAGGGGGUAAGAAUGAACCCGAACCAGAGCAGCCUGUUCCCAGGAAGGUGGCUAUACGGAGACUGCCCUCUACAGACGACAUAGAUCCGGAUGUACUGGACAGCAUGCAUUCUCUGGGCUGCUUCAGAGACAAGAACAAACUGAUGAAGGACCUGCUCUCGGACGAAGAUAACCAGGAGAAGAUGAUCUACUUCCUGCUGUUGGACCGUAAGGAGAGGUACCCCAGCCACGAGGACCAGAACCUGCCGCCACGCAACGAGAUUGACCCCCCCAGGAAGCGUGUGGACUCCCCCAUGCUGAACCGCCAUGGCAAAAAGAGACCGGAGAGGAAGUCUAUGGAGGUGCUGAGUGUCACAGACGGAGGCUCCCCCGUACCCGCCAGGAGGGCCAUCGACAUGACACAGCACGGACAGAGGUACACAAACACACAGGAACAGAGGUCAAGGUCCAUAAGUGGAGCAUCUUCCGGUCUCUCCACUAGCCCUCUCAGCAGCCCACGGGUAAGUACCUCUCCCCAAUCCCCCCACUUCUCCCAGUCGCCAAACUCCAGCCCCUGCCCCUCCCCCGAGCCCCUUGCCCCCCACACCAACUGGACAGUUGCCCACCGCGCCCCCACCCCCAACUCCCUGGCCCCGGACAGCGGGCAGCUGCUACCACCCGACCCCAGAAACCAAACCCUCCCGGCCAAGCCCAAACUGCUGCCCAAGCCCAUUGCGUCCACCCACUCCAACCCCCUUCCGGAGACCCCCUCCCUCGGCCCAGUGAUGGCACCCCCCAAGUCGGAGACCUCUACCCCCUGCCAGCCCCCAUCCCCCUCCUCCUCUGCCACCUCUGUCACAUCUCUCAGAGUACCCCCGAGCAGCCCCAUGGGGCAGCGGUGCCCUGCUCUCACCACGCCCUCCCCCACAACCCCCCAGCUCUCUGUCACCCAUGCCCCCGACGCAGUGCCCCUCUCGCCCAUUCGAUGGCACCCCUUCCACCCAGUGGCGCCCUCGCCCACCCCCUCGCCCACACCCUCUCCCUCUCACUCGGGCACUGACUACGGUCCCAAAUCUAUCCCCCUCAUACAGGUUACCCCUCACCCAUCCCCCCGGGGCAGCCCCCUCCCCACCCCCAAGGGCACCCCUGUGCACACACCCAAGGAGAGCCCGGCGGGUACGCCCAACCCCACGCCGCCCCCCAGCCCAUCUAUCGGCGGCAUGCCCUGGAGGACACGCCUCAACUCCAUCAAGAACAGCUUCCUGGGCUCGCCGCGCUUUCACCGCAGGAAACUGCAAGUUCCCACACAAGAGGAGAUGUCCAGCCUCACACCAGAGUCUUCCCCAGAACUUGCCAAGAAAUCCUGGUUUGGUAACUUCAUCAACCUGGAUAAAGAAGAGCAGAUCUUUAUCUUGAUCAAAGACAAGCCUCUGAGCUCCAUCAAGGCUGACAUCGUCCAUGCCUUUCUCUCGAUCCCUAGUCUUAGCCACAGUGUGAUCAGCCAGACGAGUUUCCGGGCAGAGUACAAGUCCACAGCUGGCCCCACGGUCUUCCAGAAGCCAGUCAAGUUCCAGGUGGACAUCACCUACACAGAGAGCACGGCCGCCCCCAAGGAGAACGGCAUCUACUCUGUCACCUUUACCCUGCUCUCAGGACCCAGCCGGCGCUUCAAGCGGGUGGUAGAGACAAUUCAGGGCCAGUUGCUAAGCACACAUGACCAGCCGGGAGUUCAGCAGCUUUCUGAGGAGAAGAACGGCCAGGUGCCUCACCACCAAACCCCCGCUACCCCAACCACCCGACAUUGCUCCUCUUCCAUGCGAGAAGAUACAAAAUGUCCGCCCGCCACGGGCCGAGACAGAGUCAGGAUGGCGUCCAUUGGGACACCGGAGGAAUCCUAGACCAGGAAACUGUAGUAGCAGUAGAGCCAAAAUGUUAGUUAGAGCUAAGAUGAAGCAUUAAAGAUCCAAACCCGAGUAUCACUUUACCCAGUCUUAUCAGGGGUUUUGGAAAAGUGGUCAGAGACUUGACAAUGACAAAGCUAGCAGUACUGUAACUGGACUCAAUAUACUUUUUGUAUGAAGGAAUGACUGUGUACAUAUAGAGAAUUUGAAUCAAACAGAUAUUUUACCAAACCCACACACACACAAUCUCCCCUCAUCUUAACAUAACCCCCACACACACACACACACCUCACAUCACCCCAUCUAAGCGUCCGUGCCAUUUUGUGUGCUCCCCCUCCCCCACUCUUUCGAUCACAUAAUGGCACUGUUCGAAUACUUCAUAAAUACAUCCUUGAAGUAAUCACAGACCUGAAUUGGUUAGAUUGGUGAAAGUAGUAGGGUGGUAACCCCCUGCUUACAUCUAUCAAAUCACUGUGCUUACCUCAAGGAAACGAGGAAGGAAGGAUCCAUUUCUGUAUUCGUACAGGGCCAUUGUGUUCUCGCUCUUCUGCUCACCUGUGUGAUGACUUGACUUGUUUCUACUACCAGGAGUUAUCCAGAAAACCUAUUAGAUCCUCGUCCUGCCUCCCUGCUCCACUCCACCUAUCCUCUUUCUCCUUGGCCAUCACUUCAACCCCCCCCCCCCGUCUGCACACCAAGAGAUGGACAUUUGUUGACUGAGCUGGGGACCGCUUUUCAAGGGGCUUCCUUCGCUACCCCGAUCAGCAGUCCCCGAGGGAGAAAACAGCAAUCCAUAUCCCUCUGAUACACAAGCAUGUUAUACACAUACAAAUGCACACACACACUUUUAUUCCUUCACAGGUAUACACACACACACACACACACACACACACACACACACACACACACACACACACACCUUCCACCCGCCUACUAACCUCUCCUAUCCCCUCAUAUAAAUGGAGAUUAUUAAGCAUUUAACACCCAAACACACAAUCUCAUUACACAAAUAAAUACACGCUCCCCUUCUCACACACUAUCGCACAGUAUGCAUAGACAAACUCUGGGAUGUAAUAACAAAAUUGACAGAACAAUGAAGUGACCAAGAGGAGAAGCGAAGGAGGAUGAGUUUGUCGAUAUACUGUAGUAUCAACAGCCGACGCGGACGCUUGCUGGAUUGUAAUUGUUUCUCUUUUUAAAUGUACUUCCUCUUUCUUUGUGAAGAAACUGGAUUUAAAAAAUACUAAAUGGAUGUUUAUUAGACUCAAUACCAUUGCUGCAAAUUGACUGGAAUUUCUAUUUCAGAAAGCAAGGGGUGUAUGCAG